Notothenia coriiceps (black rockcod) is the source of this 1196-nucleotide messenger RNA. It is a transcript of the gene fgfbp2a, whose product is annotated as fibroblast growth factor binding protein 2a. The transcript is spliced from 2 exons. Bases 38 to 673 code for a protein of 211 amino acids. Gene Ontology annotation, molecular function: growth factor binding. Gene Ontology annotation, biological process: cell-cell signaling. NCBI's taxonomy places the organism in Eukaryota, Metazoa, Chordata, Actinopteri, Perciformes, Nototheniidae. The record is from RefSeq and is a predicted model, not a curated record.
UCUCUCCUCCUCUUACACUCAGCAUCAGUCUCACACCAUGUGGACCCAGGUCAGCGCUCUGCUGCUCCCGCUCGCCUGCUGCCUUUGGUCAGCCGAGGCUCAGACUGCGAACAGACAAAGCAUCUGGAACAACCCCAUUCAAUUCCAGACCAAGGCCAAGGACCAGUGCACCAUGACCAUCACGGGUCAGGGGGAUUACACACGGCUGAGGCUGAUGUGCCAGAGCCGGCAGCGCUCCUACUGGUGCGAGUACGUUGGACAGCCUCACACCUGCGGCAGCUACAACAAGAACCCUCGCCACUACUUCGUGCAGAUGAUGUGGGGCCUCAGAAAGCUGCACAACGCCUGCCUGGGGCCGAGGCAGAUCAAACCCCACAUGUGCAGGAAGGCAGGCGAUGAGUCUCAAAUGGUCUUCUCAACCGGUUCCUUCUCCAGAACAUCGCCGGAGGCUCCGACGAGGGCAAAACCAGCCGCACAGCCUGCCGGACCUCAACCUCAGCCAACAAGACCCGAUUCUGCAAGGCAACCCAAAGCAAAGCCCACAGCGAGAACCAAUUCACAACCUCUGACGCCACCUGUGGAGAGCAACGCUAAGAGGCUGGCUCAGCAGUACUGCUGGAGGUCGCUUCGAGGCAUCUGCUCCUACUUUAUUGGCUUGGUUCGGAAAAACUGAGGAAGAUUUAUAAUGAAGAUAACUUCAACUGUCUGAUUAUACCAGCCAUCAUGGAGGGAAAACCCGAGCAGCAGUCUGGUAGAAAUUGUGGAAGAACUGUAGCGCCCUCUCCAGAGCAAGAGACGGUACUGCUGUGACCGUCUGAAGCAGGAUUUCUGUGAACCUUGAAUGCAUCAUCUUACAGAUGUCACUGCUUGGAAAGACUCUACUACCGGUCUUGAUUGGGUAAAAAAAAAAAAAGUUGUUUAUGGUUGUAUAUGAUAAGUAUGAAAUGUAAAGUUUGACUUGUGAGAAGGUUUCUCCUGCUGCAAAAACAUUCUCAACAACACAUUUGCCUUACUGGUUUCACUCAUUAGUUUUUAAGCUGUUUACCUAUGCGUAUAAUCUACGUGCAUCACUUAAUAUUAUAUUGUUGGGAAAGAGCAGAGGUCUGAUAAGAUAGUGAUUUUUGUACUGUUGUAUUUGAGGGAAUAUAUAAUGAAUGUGAAAAUAACUUUAUUAAAUAAAUAAAUAUUAUGAUCCA